Cajanus cajan (pigeon pea) is the source of this 3290-nucleotide messenger RNA. The record is from RefSeq and is a predicted model, not a curated record. NCBI's taxonomy places the organism in Eukaryota, Viridiplantae, Streptophyta, Magnoliopsida, Fabales, Fabaceae.
UCGAUUAUGUCACCAUAUCCUCUUUUCCCUCACCACUGCUUCAACUUGUCUACAUUUGCCUACCUAGCAAUAAUCGUUAAACACUUGCACAUUGUGCGACUUUAAGCUUCAAGCCAAUACAUAAAUCUUAUCAACACACACAUACCCACCCCAUUGUUGAUUUCUCAACUACAAAUUCAGCUCUUUUUCUUUUUCUUUUACACACGCAGCCAAGUACAGCAUCAUGAUGUCCUUAGUGAAGUACACAGCAUUACCUGCUUCCUCAAGUCAUGUUCCAAGGCCUCAGCUCUUCACAUUACCCUCUAUUCACAAUGUUCAACAAAGCACUGAAUCCCAUUUCUCUUCCCUCAGACCUCUUUACAUUUCAUCCACUCACAACUUCACAUUGUCACCAAUACUCAGAAGGAGGGUUACUGAGUGCCAGGCCUAUGAAGCAGAUAGGUCACAGCCUCUAAAGAUUAACAUUGAUGAAGAGACAGGGAUUGAGGCAGCUCAGAGGCUCAAAAUUGGUUUGUAUUUUGCUACUUGGUGGGCUCUCAAUGUGGUCUUCAACAUAUACAACAAGAAGGUUCUCAAUGCUUUUCCUUACCCCUGGCUUACUUCCACUUUGUCCCUUGCUGCUGGCUCUCUCAUUAUGCUAAUCUCAUGGGCCACAAGGGUUGCUGAUGUCCCAAAAGUUGAUUUCGAGUUCUGGAAGGCCCUCUUUCCUGUUGCGGUGGCACACACAAUUGGGCAUGUUGCAGCCACGGUGAGUAUGUCCAAAGUCGCUGUUUCAUUUACUCACAUCAUCAAGAGUGGAGAGCCUGCAUUCAGUGUCCUCGUAUCAAGAUUCUUGCUAGGGGAAGCAUUCCCUUUGCAGGUUUACCUGUCACUUGUGCCAAUUAUAGGAGGUUGUGCACUUGCUGCUGUGACGGAGCUCAAUUUCAAUAUGAUUGGGUUUAUGGGGGCUAUGAUAUCCAAUUUGGCCUUUGUGUUUCGGAAUAUAUUCUCAAAGAAGGGAAUGAAAGGGAUGUCUGUUAGUGGAAUGAACUACUAUGCUUGUCUUUCCAUAUUGUCCCUACUGAUUCUCACACCUUUUGCCAUUGCUGUGGAGGGCCCAAAGAUGUGGGCUGCUGGCUGGCAAACAGCCUUGUCAGAUUGGUCCCAAUUUUGUCUGCUCUUGAUGUCUCUCUUUUCCCUAAAAGUUAUUAUUGCUUUUGUAAUGUUCUAUGAACCAGAAUUGUGGGUAGCUGCUCAGAGUGUCUUCUACCACUUGUACAAUCAAGUCUCUUACAUGUCUCUUGAUCAGAUUUCUCCCUUAACAUUUAGCAUAGGGAACACAAUGAAGAGAAUUUCAGUAAUUGUCUCCUCCAUCGUUAUCUUCCACACACCAAUUCAGCCCGUCAAUGCCCUUGGGGCAGCCAUUGCAAUUCUUGGCACCUUCCUCUAUUCACAGGACAAUGCAAUGUGGUUUUGUGCAUGUCACAAAAAAUUUGUGAAUAUGGUGAUAGUCUUGUUUCUCUUCAUAUCCUCUCUGACAGCAAUCUCACAUGGAUUAGAUGAAACUCCAUCUUUCCCCAACUACUUUCUCUUUGGCACUGCUUCUUCUUCGUACCAGUAUGAAGGAGCUUACUUGAGUGACGGCAAAGGGAUGAGCAACUGGGAUGUCUUCACUCACAAACCAGGUAGUAUAGAUGAUGGAAGUAAUGGUGAUGUUGCUGUUGAUCAAUACCAUCGCUAUCUGGAGGAUAUUGAUCUAAUGAAAGCUAUAAAAGUCAACAGCUACCGGUUUUCAAUAUCAUGGGCAAGAAUUCUACCAGAAGGUAGAUUUGGAGAAGUCAACUUGGCGGGUAUCAACUACUAUAACAAACUUAUAAAUGCGUUGCUACUCAAAGGUAUCCAACCGUUUGUAACAUUAUUUCACUUUGACAUCCCUCAAGAGCUUGAAGACAGAUACGGAGCUUGGUUAAGUCCCCAAUCACAGGAAGAUUUUAAAUUCUUUGCGGAUAUCUGUUUUAAAUACUUGGGUGACAGAGUCAAGUAUUGGGUCACCUUCAAUGAGCCAAAUUAUAUAGUCCCACUUGCCUAUCGUAUAGGUAUAUUCCCACCAUGCCGUUGCUCUAGCAAAUUUGGAGAUUGCAAUGAGGGAGAUUCAGAGAAAGAACCUUUUGUGGCAGCCCAUAAUAUGAUCCUAUCACAUGCAGCUGUAGUUGAUAUGUAUAGAAACAAAUACCAGACUGAGCAAGGGGGGAAAAUAGGCAUUGUCCUACACUGUGACUGGUUUGAGCCGUUAAGCAAUUCCACAGAAGAUAAAUUGGCCACUGAAAGAGCACAAUCAUUCAACAUUAAAUGGAUAUUGGAUCCAAUCUUGUUCGGUAAGUACCCAAAAGAGAUGGAGAUGAUUCUAGGAACCAUCUUACCUAAAUUUUCCAGCAAUGACAAAGCUAAAUUGAGGAGAGGACUGGAUUUCAUUGGCAUAAACCACUAUGCAAGUUACUAUGUCCGAGACUGCAUAUCAACCGUGUGUGAAUCUGGGCAAGGAGUCACCAGAACAGAGGGUUUAUAUCAACAAACUUCACUAAAAAACGGUGUCCCAAUUGGAGAGCUUACUCCAUGUGAUUGGCUCAACGUUUAUCCACAAGGCAUGAAGAAAAUUCUUAUCUAUCUAAAAGACAGAUAUAAUAACACUCCAAUGUUCAUCACCGAAAAUGGAUAUGGCAAUUUGAAUGAUCCAGAUCUUACCGAGGAAGAAUAUCUUAAUGAUUUUAAGAGAAUAGAGUACAUGUCUGGUCACUUAGAUAACCUAAUGGCAGCAAUAAGGGAAGGAGCAGAUGUGAGAGGUUACUUUGCCUGGUCCUUGCUCGACAACUUUGAGUGGAAAUUUGGGUUUUCAUUGAGAUUUGGACUUCACCACGUUGAUUUCGCCACACUGAAGAAAACCCCAAAAUCCUCAGCAAGUUGGUACAAACAUUUCAUUGAAAAGUAUACAACCGAGAGCAUUGUGGCCGAACAAACAAUAGAAGGCAAAUACCAAGCUUAGAACCUUAGUAAGUCCAGACCCUAAAAUGAAAAACUCGGAUUAAUUUGCAGUGAAAUACAUCAUGAUUACUCUUUGGAAUCUUUAGAUUUGAUCCACCUGUUCGGACUUGAACAGGAUAGCAAGGACAUCACAGUAAUUUGCAUCAAAUUUUAUGUAAUUAUCCGAAUUCUAAACUAUUAAAUCAAGUAGCGGAUUGGAUUGGUAUUUGGAGAGAAACCAUUUGAUCCAAAUACUCCAAUUAUCUAUAAUUAUUUGAAUUAAUUUUCUGUUU